GAGAGUGGGAGUGAGAAGUUAGCGAGAGACGCCGCAGACGCCGCAGAUUCCGGUCUGUUACGCGUUGCCAUUUUCAUCGUCGGGAAGCGUGUCGGUUCGCGUCGUAUUUUAAUACACUGGUAGCUUAACGAAAACACUGACUUGGUUUCAGAACGAGCCAAAAUGCCAGGUUUUAGCAGUGUCGGAACAUUCAAAAUCUUCAUUGGCAAUCUUGCCGAUAAGACCUCAAACGCAGACAUAAAACCUUUGUUCGAAAAGUAUGGAAAAGUCGUGGAAUGUGAUGUCGUUAAAAACUAUGGUUUUGUGCACAUGGAGAACGAAGAGGCCGGCAGGGAUGCCAUUCAAAAGCUGAACAGCUCGCUGGUUCACGGCCAGCCGAUAAAAUGUGAGGCUGCUAAGAGCCGAAAAGGGCCAAAUACACCAACAACGAAAAUAUUCGUUGGAAAUUUAACCGAUAAUACCAAGGCUCCUCAAGUUCGCGAACUUUUCGCGAAAUUUGGAACGGUCGUCGAAUGUGAUAUUGUUCGAAAUUACGGUUUCGUACAUCUCGAGGCAACUGGUGAUGUAAACGAUGCUAUCAAGGAGCUCAAUGGUAUGAUCGUCGACGGACAGCCAAUGAAAGUACAAGUGUCAACCAGUCGGGUCAGACAGAGGCCUGGAAUGGGCGACCCCGAGCAAUGUUACCGAUGCGGACGCGGUGGACAUUGGUCAAAAGAGUGUCCAAAGGGAGGCAUGGGUGGAGGCGGUCCGGACAGAAAUGGUUUCAGGGACAGAAUGUUUGGACGAGACCCGUAUCCUCCACCACCACCACCGCCUUUCCUCAGGGACAGACUCAUGGGUGGUGGUCGCUUUGGAGUCGAGCAGGACUACGACAGCUAUUACGACAGGAGAGGAUUCGAGGACACGAGAGAUCUCUACGAAAGGCGGUUUUCGGGUAUGACAGGACCUCGUGACAUGGGCAGUAGUAGUACCAUGCGCGGACGUGAUUUCCCACCAAUGCCUCCUAUGCCUGCUGCUCUAGGUAUGGGAACCAUGCGUGACAGUGCUUUCUCACGAGGCAACGAUUACGGAAUGUUCAGCAGACGAUCGCCACCGCCAAGCGGCAAUAACGGACGUUUCAGUAGAGGCAUGUACGAGGACUUCAGUCGAGAUUCCUUCGAAGAGCGUAGCAGACCGGGAUUACGAGGGCCAUCGCCGUCGCGCCGGUUCGCACCAUACUAAAUCGCCGCGUCGGGAUAUCGGAUCGGUCUCUCGGUCUGUGUCCGUCGUCGUCGGUCAGUAUACGUCGUCGUCGUCGCCGUCGCCGCCGCCCGUCUACGCCGCCGCCGUCGUCCACUUCGUCGUCGCCGUCCUCGUCUCCCCCGUCUUGUGGCGUCUCGUCUACGCCGCCGUCUUCGCCUACGUCGUCGCCGUCGCUGUAGCAGGAAGCCUUUCGGGACCGAUGAUUAUAUUUUGGCGGCCCGUUCCCCCCUCCCCCGAUCCUCCCAGCCGCCCCUUGCUCGAAAAUAUAAUUGCGAAAAACGAAGAGAAAAAAAAAAAAGCGGCGUUACGUUGUUUUAAAACGAUAACAUGAGUCUCGGAAUCCUUCCGUUUCUUAACGCUAUUCAUUCCCGAUCGUCCGCCAAUUGGAAUUUCAAUUAACAGAAUAUUCAUACACCAUUUACUGGUUAUAUAUUUGUUAUAUAAUUUCGCGUAAACUAAUAAAAGACGCCGCCCGAGACGCGGCGUGCGCCUCCCAAAUUUGACGAAUAACGGAGAAACAGACAUGAAUGAAAUUCCAUUUCGAAACGAGGAAAACGACGACGAGGCUAUUAUCCGAUCGCCAAUAAAACACUCAUUACUUUAUUUUCAAAUAAUAACGAGGAUAAAAAUUUCAAAAUGAUCGUCACCCGCAUUGUUUUUCUUCCUUUUUGUCACACUUUCUUUCUCACUACGGCGAAGCUUUACUCGAGUCGUUAACUGACCGCAACGCUGAACGAAGAAACAAUUAUGAGAAUUUUGCUAACGAUUUAUCGUGGCUUUUUUCUGCACGGAAGUCGCGCAUGAGCGCGCGAUUAGUGACCGUUGUCGUUGUAAGUAUUUCGAUCCUCGCGCUAUCUCAUGACCGUAUUAAAAUUCAUUUUCUCAAACUUAAUCCACACGAUUAUGAUAUAAAACCACGAUCAGCCAGACUAGAUUCGUUAGAGACUCGCAUCGACGUGAUUUUUCAUCACUUUCGUUUCUAACGAAGAAAGGAGUAAAAGAAAGGAAAAAUACCCAAUGUACCAAUAUAGAUUUAGCAACGUAAUCAACUUUUUAUUAAUUUAGAGGUAAUAAUUAUCAUUCGAUAAUGAAUAAAACGAAUGGAAUAAUUAAAAUGACGAUAAUGCGAAUAUCCGAUUUCAUUGUGACGAAUUGAACCCGUAAAAGGACUUUGAAAUGUUGAAAUAACAAAAAAGAAAAGAAAGAAUGAAAAAAAAAAUCAUCUCUGUUCGGCGAAGAGAAAGAAAAACUCGUUCGACUUGUCUCAUUUAUAAAAAUAUGAAUUUCUAUGUUCUCGACCAGCAUCGAGUAGCAUGUGCAUUUUCGAAUCUUUCGUUGCUCCUAAAAACAAUUGGAAUUAAAAAAUGCAGACACCCUCAGCUUUUGUUGAUCAACACACACACACACACACACCUACACACUCCGCCGAGCUCGACUAGAAUUCGUGUUCUGAUCCACCCUUUUGAGCCCCCAUUCUAAUUAUAUCUAUAAUUAUAACCGAUUGCUGGAUAAUGUGUAAUAAACUUAACUUUAAAAAAAAAUAAGCGUGAAACAAGCAGAAACCGUAGUAAUGUAACUGUGAAAUUCGAUUGAAACAAUGAAGAAAAAAAAACAGAAGAAACAUAAAACGUCGUGUAUUUUUUCCUUCAGUGCCUGCGUGCCGUGAAUUUUCGUGCGGUUCCGCAGAACAAAAAUACGGUUCGUAACGUUGACCUUGAAAAAUCGCCCUCUCCGAACCCCUGAAACCCGAUCACUAUCAAUAUCGUUGAAAACAAGAAUAACUAUGCAUCAUCAUAUAUGAGAGAAAUAUCGGCUGCGGUUCGCUGGCUUCCUGCGUCGUACGCGCCGUGUUCCGCGCUCGUUCGCGAUUCGCGCAGACGCGUGUGUCAUGCCUGAAACAAGUUUUUCUUUUAUCUGUUUGUCGUGUGUGCAACACAAAAAAACGGAUGGCUUUGUAUAUCACAUUUGUUAAAGAUAUUUUUAACCUGUGCGCAAUGCCAAAAAGACGAAAACCGUUUCACGUCUUCAAUCAUCUUGUUUUUCUUCAUUAUUUCUGCAGUACAGUCUAAAUUUUGUGGGUAUCUCAAGUAAUUUCAUUCACAGUAACGAAAAAAGAUCCGAAAAUUAGAUUCUCACAGUGGGUAGAAUUCACUGAUCGAUAUUCCAGGGUAGUUUGAAAUAUCAAUAAAUUUUGCUCCGCUGGAACAACUUGUUCAAUUUGAUGUGCCAAAGUGACGCAAUCAUUUUUGAAAAAUGAGAAAUAACGGAAGGAAAAAAGAAUUUCAAUAGCAAGGACAGGACUGUACUGCAUUUUUUCUCUUCAUUACUAAUACAGAGUAUCAAAAUCCCAUUUUCUGAGUGACCAUUUUUAUUAUAACUUGAUAUUAUAAUGUACACCAUAUUUUUUGGUUAUGUUUCGUCCUCGUGCCAUUCGAAAAGGUUCUUGAAAAAUAAAAAAAUAAAACGAAGAAUA
Molecule: messenger RNA, 3715 nt
Organism: Venturia canescens
Lineage: Eukaryota; Metazoa; Arthropoda; Insecta; Hymenoptera; Ichneumonidae
Gene: lark
Product: RNA-binding protein lark
Exons: 6
Coding region: 163-1221 (352 amino acids)
Cellular component (GO): nucleus
Molecular function (GO): mRNA binding; zinc ion binding
Source: RefSeq, a predicted model, not a curated record